AAAAACAAAAUCUUCUUUGUCCUUGGCUAGCUAGAUCGUUGCUUUUGUACUAGCUAAUAUAAGCAUUUUUAUGCAAUUGCGUGGAACUUGUUCGACGCCUCAAAAUCUAAAAUGGCGAACAUAAUGAGAUGGUACCCUCUUUAAGGCCUAAGACGAGCGCGGGUGAGGUUGCAGACGAGGUGUGUUAGGCCAAGGUCAGAAUGACAACCAACAAAACGGCUGACCCCUGGGCCAGGACUGAGCAGCCCAGCAGCUAGGGAUUGCCUAAAUAGGUAUCUCCCCUGACGUGGUGAACCUGAAGAGUCAUCCCAGCUCAGACACGCUGGAAGAUAACAUGCCAAAUGGAACCAGAGAGUUACAGUCUGGUACUUCCUCUGCUAUGAGCUACAUUAUGGAUCCAUCUGCCAGAGACUGGAGCAAAGGCUCAUUGAGGGGUAGCAGUGCUCCCUUCUCCCCAGACACAGAUGGGGACGUUGAUGGAGACCCUGUGCAGCCCAGUGUGGACCUGGAACUCGCUCGUAAGAAGAAGGAGCUGGAGGUCAUAGAGGAGAAAAUAGCUCACAAGAAAGCUGUUCUUGCUACACGACAGCUUAAACACGGAGCUAAGGACAUGCCUAAAAAACAGACUGCAUCCACAACAGUGAAGGGCAUCGCUAAACAGACCAAGAUAAACAAUACAAUAUUCAAAACAUACAACCAGGUCACUGACAAGUCGUCACGCGAAUGCCUACCUCUUAAGCGGAGGGUGCUGGACAUUCUACGUAAGUUCAGGAGAACACCGGUACGUCACCUACUUCGUAAGACGAAGAAACAAAACAAGAUGCGAGCAUUGGAGCUGAUGAUUAGCGCUCCCCUAGAAAAUGAAGAGGCCCAUCCUCUGAGACUGAGAGUGAAGGUUUUAAUGAACCAGCGACGCUCUCCCAACAAUGAGGUGGUUCCUGAUGAUAAACAACAUAAUCCAACCAUUCAGAGGCCAGUUCACUCACUCAGGACACAGGAGAAAGACAUAGCAGCCACAGGCUUCCAGCGCUUCCUCAAUGUCCUCAAUGAAGGUGUGGACCUCAACAAGCUCUCAAAGAUCGUCAACGACGAAAAUGAGCUACUCAUUGUGGGCGAGGAGCUACCGCAAGUUUGGCCGACUCUGCCCGAGGGUCAUGUUGACUCCAGCAGUAGAUCCAAGUCUUCUCCAGUUGAGGAGAACAAGGUGAGGCUUGAGGAUGAGCAGCGGUACGAGCAGAUGCAGACCCUGCUGGAGAUCGUUGGGCUGGACUUGGGGGUUGAGGAGUUGGGUCGGCUGACAGACAGGACCAAUGACAGGCUGUAUGGAAAGAUGGGAGACUUGAAAAGGAAGGAGUUAGAGAAUGAGAAUGGAAAAGAGAAAAAGGAGAGCGAGCCCUCAUUUAAACAUCUUAGUACUUCCUCAUUACCAUCAGACAGCGCCAGCCCCCUUCUAAACCAGCACUCAAACAUGACCGUUGAAUACAGCAGCUCUAGUAACAGGGAAUGGGACAUAGAGAGGGACAGAUCUGAGAGGGACUGGCAUCGACACUCUGGUACCAGAGACAAGGACAGAGAGAGGGAGGAGGAUAUAGUCAGAGAAAUGGAGAGAUCUGAGAGAGAUGGGCACAGAGAGGACAGACCCAGAGAAGGGGACAGUCCUACGAGAGAGAGAUACAGGCAAAGAGGCUCUAGUACCAGAGACAAGGACAGAGUCAGAGAAAGGGACAGAUCUGAGAGAAACCGAAAGGGAGACGGGCACAGACACUCUAGUACCAGAGAGAGAGACAAGGACACACCGGUAGUCAGAGAAACAAACAGAUCAGAAAGGAACAGAGAUAAAGACGUGGACAGAGACCCAGAGAAGGACUGGGAUGGAGGCCGAGAGAGAUCCCGGGACAGAUCUAGGAGAGAUGGGGGCAGAUACAGAUCUGAGAGAGACUGGGACAGAGACCCAGAGAAAGGCAGGGACGGAGGCCGAGAGAAAGACCGGGACAGUGUGAGAGACCGGGACAAAUACAGAUCUGAGAGAGACAGAAACCAAGCGAUAGACAAGGAUAAUGAAAGGUGGCUGCAAAGGACCAAAGACGGAGACAAACGUUCUAGGACCAGUGACUGGGACAGCGAGAGCGACUGGAACAGCCACUGUAGUACUAGAGACUGGGACAGAGAGAGAUCUGAGAGGGAUAGGUAUGGGGAUGAGUCCAGGGAAAGCUCCAUUGAGCUCUACUCAUACUCCAUGGACCCUAUAUUCCCUGUUUCUCAUCCCCAUUCAUCUAUGAUGGCUACCUACUCUCCCACCCAGUACUCUCAGUUUAUGACGUACCACAGCAGCCCCUACACCAUGGCCUUCCCUCCGGGGUGGGGUUAUCCCCCUGGCACCAUGCCCCCUGGCACCAUGCCCCCUGGCACCAUGCCCCCUGGCACCAUGCCCCCUGGUAUUAUGCCCCCUGGUAUUAUGCCCCCUGGUAUUAUGCCCCCUGGUAUUAUGCCCCCUGGUAACAUGCCGCCUGGUAACAUGCUUCCUGGUGUUAUGCUCCCUGUUACCAUGCCACCUGGAAUCAUGCCAGCUGGUGCCAUGCUGCCUAUUAACAAGCCCCGCCUACCUAACCCCCCUGGGUAUCCACCCUACACCAACUUCCCCCCAUAUUACUCUAAUGGUACCACAGCCUUAAAACAGACAUACACCAAGCCUGCUAGCAACCUCCAGCUCUCAUCUACCCAGCCUGCUAGCAACCUCCAGCUCUCAUCUACCAAGCCUGCUAGCAACCUACAGCUCUCAUCUCCCCAGCCUGCAAGCAACCUCCAGCUCUCAUUUACCCAGCCUGCUAGCAACCUCCAGCUCUCAUUUACCCAGCCUGCUAGCAACCUCCAGCUCUCAUCUACCCAGCCUGCUAGCAACCUCCAGCUCACAUCUACCCAGCCUGCUAGCAACCUCCAGCUCUCAUCUACCCAGCCUGCUAGCAACCUCCAGCUCACAUCUACCCAGCCUGCUAGCAACCUCCAGCUCUCAUCUACCCAGCCUGCUAGCAACCUCCAGCUCACAUCUACCCAGCCUGCUAGCAACCUCCAGCUCUCAUCUACCCAGCCUGCUAGCAACCUCCAGCUCACAUCUACCCAGCCUGCCAGCACCUCAGCAGUCUUGCCCCUCCUACGUAACCCCCCCUAUAGUCACGAGAAACUAGCCCCCUGGUAUAAAGAAAAUAACAAAGCUCUGAAGCGAGUUUGCCGACAAAUGGAACGGAAAUGGCGCUCCACCAAUUUGGAAGUCUUCAGACUAGCUUGGAUGGACAGUAAACGCCAAUAUCGAAAAGUCCUCAAUGCCGCUCGAUUAGCCUACUUUUCCAAACAGAUUGAGGAGAAUAAAAACAAUCCAAAAUGUAUUUUUGAUACUAUUGACAAGCUAACUAAAAAGCAGCAUUCUCCAAGUGAGGAUGGCCUUCACUUCACCUAACCAGUUACAUCCUGCCUGGUUGGACCUGUCUGGGGGUAUCUUCGGACUGGGCCACAUUGUCUAAGCACUUGGUUCUGUCUAAGCCCUUUGUGACAUUUACUGAUGAAAAAGGGCUUUCUAAAUAAAUUCAUUUGAUUGGUUGGUCUUAACUCAGAGAUACACAUACACCCAGCCCUCUUGCAACUGCAAGGAAAAGAGACAGAAGCAUGCAGAAGUCGUAGCGAAAGUGAAAAGAAUAAACAUGGAAGAGACAGAAAUAUGCAGAAGAUGUAGUGAAAGUAUCCUGUCAGAUGGUGACAAAGAAGUCCCCCUCUGAACCAGGGUGAAUGAAGAAAGCAAAGGGGUAAACAAUAUAUUCUUCACAGGUAUUUUCAUGAAGAGUUAUCACAAUCAUCAAAGGAAGCGUAUGUGUAAGAGGAAACGGCUUUUGAAGAGGCGGAAUGAGGCUCACCAGCACAAAACAAGUGAUUGCUUGCAGAAGCAGCAGGGAAAGUAGCUCCUCGGGUGGCUGUAAAGGAUUUCCCCUUUGGAGAGGAGCCCAAGAUCCAGAAGGAGUAACAAUGAUCGAUGGGGAGAAACUACAUGCUGACACUGUAGAAGAAGUGGUCCCUAAGAAGCUAUAUUUGUAAUGACACUAGCAAAGGAUUUGUUAUAGUUUAACCUCAUCCUUCAAAGCUUAAUGUUGAAGCUAUUUCCAGUGUAAUGUUUUGUAUUGUAUGUGGUAUGGGUAGGGCCAGUGGUCUUUCUUUACUAUUAUAUCUGCUCAGCAAACGCAUUUUCUCUCCCGUUAUAAACCAAAUCAUAAGGGCGUGGAGUUUACUUGAUCUGGUCAUGUGGUUAGGAAAGACCCCUGGCCCUGGGCAUAGUACAUGUGUGUCAAUGCAAUGAAAAGACCAUUGAUGACAUGCUUGCAAGUUCUCAUGCCUGAUAGCAAGAAAACUGCCCGUGUUUCAUUCCCCCACUUCAGUCUAUAGAUCAUCUUCUACUUUGUAUAUAUUUAAUUGAAUAAAAGAUUGUCGAAUAUUGUAA
Messenger RNA from Oncorhynchus masou masou (cherry salmon), 4480 nucleotides. RefSeq lists its product as uncharacterized. The coding region runs from base 335 to 3451 and encodes 1038 amino acids. The transcript is spliced from 5 exons. The record is from RefSeq and is a predicted model, not a curated record. NCBI's taxonomy places the organism in Eukaryota, Metazoa, Chordata, Actinopteri, Salmoniformes, Salmonidae.